AUGGAUAGACCCUCAGGCGCUCUCGCCGUUGACGCCAAUGGCCACGCCAGCUAUUCUUUCCCCAUCACCGUCCCCUCUGGUAUGGGGCAGGGAAAUACUCCCAAGCUCAGCCUGCAGUACUCGCAGACCCGCGAUGCUGCCGGCACUUGUGGCCUCCGCUGGGCGGUUGCGGGCUUGUCUUCCAUCGAGAGAGUUGCGCCAUCUCGCGCGAUCCGCCAGCACCCAGACUUCCUCGCCGGCAAGGAGGUGCCCGUUCCCUGGCGCCUAGCCGUCGAUGGGGCAGAGCUCAUCUGCUUCCAGGGUUCCUAUGGCACGAGCGACGCGCGGUACUGUACCCAGGUCGACGCGGGCCAGGUCGUCACAUCUCUGGCAUCUGGAGGCUUCCAGCUCCUAGAUACUGAUGGCCGCACGAAAGAGUACGGCACCACGCCGGACAGUCGCCUGCUGCCCGGUCAAUGGCGUCUCAGCAGAACUACAGACGUUCACGGGAACACUGUCACCUACCACUAUUCCCAGUCUCCUGGUCUGGCUGCUGGAGGCUCUCGUCCGCCGUCAGAGAAAGAAUCAUCGUCGACGUGGUCUGCGCAAGUGUCGUACAUCGACACCAUCCAGUACACCAGCAAUCCCCGCAACGACUACAAGGGCCGUUGUUGGUUGACUUUCCUCUACAACACCCGCCCAGAUCGUGCCGUUGUUGUCCGCCAUGGUCAGCUGUGCAACAUUGGCUACAGGCUCGAGCGCAUCGAGGCUCGUGUUGGCAGUCCUGACAGCGCCCAACAGUCAGAUCUGGCCAGGGCCUUUGAUCUUACCUACAAGUUGUCUCCUGCCAGCGGCGAGUCUCUUCUCGCCUCCAUCACCGAGCGCGGCUCAAAGAACAACGCGCUUACACCGACUACCUUCACAUAUACCACGGCUGAUGACUCGGCCACCGGAACAUCGCCUUUCGCCCAGGAUCCGGCCGGUGCCUUCACCCUGCGUACUGGCGCCGCCCCUGCCGCUAUCCUCCCUCUUGAUACCACAGGUCGCGGCUACAGUGACCUCGUCUGUCUUGAGCUGCCUAGUCCCAGCGGCCUCUUCCAAGUGCGCACUUUGGCCGCGAUGCCUUCACACCAACAGCAGUCCUCUCAGAUGUAUACACCACCAAAACUGGAGUGGCCUCACGACAAGAACCUCGGCAUGGAUGCUGGGCACGCUCCAGUCCAGUUGCCGUGGACAGACGUUAACAACAUCCCCGAUAUUCUAGUGGCCGAUCUCAACCACGAUGGCCGUUCGGACCUCGUUAUCCCGUACAGAAAUCCCCAGAGAAAUGCCCUGUCAUUUGCCGUCCUGCGCGCCAACGGCCAAGGGUUCGACAAGCCCAUCAUCAUCACGUCCGGUUUCGCCUGGCAACACGGCAGUCGCUUCUUGCUCGCCGAUUCCACUGGUGACGGUCAGAUAGAUAUAUUGCAAAUGAUCACUGAUCAUGGUGCUCGCACCUACUCCCUCCGCACCUUUUAUGAUGUGGCCGCCAUGAUAACGCGGCCCAAAGCCAUCCCUCCGUCACGCCAGUCACCUGCGUGGCCGGUAAGAGGGCUUACCAUCGAACAUUUUGUCUUCCAUAACGACACGACCUGCGCGCCAGCUCUCGUCCACGUAAUGGAAGGUUCCGCCGGUGUUGGGUCUCGAUGUUUAUGGGUAGACGUCAUCAGCAUGGGCUCUAUGCAGCACGUUUCGGAAGGACAAGCCUUCAGCCUCCUGAGCUCCCAGCCCAUCCUGACUUACGUGCCCGAGGACAAGGUCCGGCGCUCGACGGCCGUCUGCGACGUCAACGGCGACGGAUGUCUGGAUAUCGUUGUCUGCACCGCACGCGUUGCCAGCUGUGGCGGCGGAGAUACUGCCACCUUCACCAUGACCACAACGACUUUUCUCCACGACUCCAACGGCAACUUUGCGCGGCAGCCCGAGCAGACCUCUGUCGUCACUUCGGCGAAACCGAUGGACCUGGGCCGCGUCUAUGCCGUGAACCCCUCCAGCGCCCGUUUUGGUGGCAUUGCCUACGCAUACCCGAACGCCGACAAUAAGACCUGGAAUUGUAUCUUGGCCGUCGGUAACAGUAACGGCCAGCUGAGCUCAUUUCAAGCCCUCUCACAGCCUCUGGUCCAGACCGGCGGCGCCUCGCUGGGCGAUCCCGCAGACCAACUACACCUGACGCCUAUUGAUCUGAACGGGGUGUCGCGCUGUGGAUGGCUCGCCUACUCUUUAUACGACAAUCACGCCGUCAUCCGCCCCAUCUACAACAACGUCCAGCUCUCUGACCACCUCCAAAGCGUGACCAGUCCGAUCGGUUUACGGUCCACAAUCGAAUAUGGCUCCGCCACGCGGGCCGAGGUAUACGAGUCUGGUGUCGAUUACAAGACGUACCGUCCUGCCGGCGACGAUGAGAAUGUGCGCUGUAUCGCCAUCCCGGCCUACCUCGUGACACGCGUCCGCGAGGAUAACGAUGCCAGCGUCAAUCCGCUUCCUUACUCUGCCAACUACGAGUACAAUUACCACAACGGUGCUUUUGACGUCAAGAGAAGAAGUUGGUCCAGCUUUGAGAAAGUCUCGCGCACCGAGACCGUGUCUGGCGUGCGUGCUCUCACGGCCUACUUCCAGGAAUGGCCUCUCUGCGGACUUGUCAAGACCCGCGACACGUACGGCAGCUCUCCAACAGCGCUCCAACGACGUAUCAAGGGGCUGGAAACGAGUCACCAGUCAACGUGGGCCGGGGACGAACUGAUCCUGCUCAAGUCCGUCUCCAACAGCUUCGAGGCAGUUAAGCGGAGUGGCAGACCCGCCUGCUAUAUUGUUAGACAGAAAUCCAGAGCAAGGACUUACUUUGAUGAUUUGGGCAAAGUGGCGGAGCGCCUCUUGAUGACGGAGUUUGGGUAUGACGGCGAGUCGAGGGAUAGGUCGGUAGAGUACUCGUAUGAGAUCAGCGAGCCCACCAAGAAUAAGACGCGGCUCGGAGAGCGGUGGACGUUGAGCCAGUACGCUCCCACCACUCGGUUGGGCGUCCAAGGCCUUACCGCUGCCAGCAAGGUGACCUCCAACGCGGCAAGCAACGACUUCAGCACGUACUCGUCCUCAGAUCUCAGUCUGACUCAGUUCGUGUACAAUGACCAAGGAUUCAUCACGACACAGCGUUUGUGGUCUUCGGACUCUCAGCAAUUCGUCGAAUCCACCCUUGGAUAUGAUGCUUUUGGCAAUCUGCUGGCCGAGACCAGCACUACCGGUCUUUCGACGGUGAUGACAUAUGAUGACCUCUACCCCCAGUAUGUCGUCGGAACCACACUCAAGGGAACAGGCGUAGAUUUCAAGACGGCUUACGCGUGGGACGCAAGGUACGGCGUCGUGUCGGCUCACAUGUCGGAGAAGGGCGUCAUCCAGACCACCACCGUGGACGAGUGGGGCCGGGAGCGGACCAAGGCGAUCACCGCGACCAAGUCCGACACGGACGACUUCAAGUGGGACGGAGGACCGGCCGGGACGAGCGUCAAGAGCCAAGACUUCGGCAAGAUACUAGAGACUUCAAGACUCUGUCGUUACCAAGAGACAUCAUACGCGACGACCAACACUGACCCGGUGACCUCGAAGCCGGCACCCACAAAAUCCGUGGCCAAGUUCGCCGGUCCGUCUUCGAUGCCGGUGUUACCUGCCACUCACUUCGUGGACUGCAAGGGCCGCAACCGUCGCAGCGCGGAGCAGUUGGACGCGGAAAGCAGUGGCGGCGGCGGUGUGGCCUCCAGCAGGUCGUGGGCGUUCUUCGAGUACGACACGGGAAACAAUCCCGUCGUGAGGAGCACCUUAUACGCGCCCGAUCCCUCAAGCUGGAGUACGGCCCCCGAGAACUCCCGCUCGACACUCUCCGUCUUCGAUGCCCUCGGCAGGGCGGUGCUGCUCGUACGGCCGGCAAGUAACCCCGCCGACGGGUUUACGGCUAUAGACGCCGUCUAUGGCCGGGGCGGGUCUACUCGCACGACCCACUUCAGCACCGCCGCGCUGAUCGGGGAUUUUUCCACGCCGGUGAGUACCAGGUCCAUCAUUGAGACGGAUUAUCAGGAGUUUGCCAGCGUGGACGGCAAGGACAAGAUCGUUCUGUCACGGAACGGCAGCGGCCAAGUCAAAACAUGGAAGUAUGAUGGGCGGGGCCGGCUCGUAGAGCUCACCGAUGCAGGCGGCCGCGUCGAACAGCGCAAGUAUAACUCUCUAGGCUGCGUCAUCGAGAUCAACGACCCAUAUCAGAACCCGCUUAAGAGAACGAGGGGUCUGACACGCUCCUAUGACGCGGGCGGCCGUCUCGUUAGGGAGGUCAACGUGCUCGGAGAGGCCCUGGAGCGAACGUACGACGCGGUGGGAAGAACGGUCGAAAUCGUCGGCAAAGACCCUAAGGGCGGUGUCAUGCGAACCACGAGAUUCCGGUUCGACGAGCCGGGUACCGGCAAGGGCUUGCUCGCCGGCGUUACGAUCGAGUGCAGUCCAGACACAGUCGACGCGGCCGGGACGUCGCGGGCGGUGCGGAAGCUCGAGUACGAAUACACCUACGACGAAGCGGCGCGUAAAACGGGCCAAUCCCUCAAGUUGACGGGCGACGUACCCUUUUGGGAUGGUUCCAAAUUUGUAGUGCUCAACUCGACAUGGACGUACGACAGUCUGGGCCGCAUCCUGACCCAGACGCUGCCCGAUUCGACGACGGUGAACUCGACCUACGCUGGACUUAGGCUGGCCCAGAAGAAGAUGCAGGCCCCUCCUGUUGACGGCAGGCAGAGCGGCUGGGACAUAUCUGCAUCUACGACUGCAUUCAGCGAGUCGGGCACACCUACAGCCUGGACAGUCCGUGGUUCCGAGUUGGCUCAGGGCGGGUGGCACCAUGAGGUUGCGUUUGACAAGCUGGGCCUGCCAACCAGGAUGACUUUACUGGAAGGACAAAAGCAGGGUCAGGGUAAGAGGCUGGUCGAUAAUAACCUGGUGUAUAACGCCCUCGACCAGGUAAGCAGCCUUAACGAGAGUGUCAGCGGCUCAUCCAUCGCGUACGACUACAUUGAUCGGCGACUGGUCGCGUCACACAGUGCCGAAGGUAUCCACCGCAAAUAUUCGUACAGCUCGUCGGGAGAUUUGACAGAAAAGGACGGUAUGUUACUGAGCUACUCAUCGCACGAGGAUUUCACCCGAAUCGAAGGCUCCCGGGACGGCAAGACGAUCUUCUGGUCCACUUCGGACGCUGCCGGUCGUCUGACGACGCGCAAGAAUGGUGAUGGCCCCGAGAUGAGCUACACCUACGACGAGAAUGGCAAAAUGAGCUCUGCGACAAGCUCGAAGGGGUCAUCAAUCAUGUUCUCGGAUCACGGCCUCUUCACCGUCGUUCGACAAGCCCCUGACGGGUCCAUCGAGAUCAAUGCGGGCCCAGACUACCAGGAGAUUCUCAGCAAGGACGGCUCGAAGACCGUCAAAAAGGACUUCAAAUUUCCAGAUCAGACAGCAGUCACAGUUUGGACCAAAAUCAUGCCGUCCGUGGCUGGGUCCCCUCCGAUAGAGGACCAAAAAUCACGGAAAUUCCAAGUGCCCAUGACGAACCACAAAGGGAGCAUAACGCACGUCUUUGACGGCUCCGACAGGCGUCUGAUCAGACAAAUCACUUACGACGACUACGGACAGGCGAUCAAGUCAACCGGGAGCAAGACUUCGCGCAGCUCUCGUGAGUUCGAGGGAGCCGUCAUGGACGACUUGAGCGAGCUGCUGGACUUUGGGGCGCGCAUGUACGACCCCAUUGUAGGCCGCUUCACCACCCCGGACUCCAUCCUCACCCUGCGGCAGACGCUAUAUCCGGACGGCAUGAACCGCAUGGCUUUCGAGAAUAAUGAUCCAGUCAACCAUACGGACCCAACUGGGCAUUUCUCGUGGAUGUUCUGGGUCGCAAUCGUGGUCGGGGUGCUCUUGAUCGCGGCGUUUAUCGUCCUUACUGUUGUGACGUUGGGCGCGGAUCUUCCAAUCCUUGCUGCGAUUGGGUUAGGCGCCGCGUCAGGCUUCCUGUUAGGCGCCGGCAUGGCGUCGGUCACGUACGCGUGGAAGCACCGCAACGUCACGGACGCGGGUACCUUCUUCAAGGGCUGGGCGGUCGAGGUGGCCAUCGGAGGCGCCGUGGGAGCCGUAACGGGCGCCAUCACGGGCGGACUGGGCGCGUAUUGGAGUGGGGCGGGCUUCAUGACCAAGGCGGCGGCGGGUAGCCUCGAGACGGCGGCGGCAGAUGCGGGGCCGACGGCUGGGAGCGCUGUAUCCGACCUUAGCGACGUGGUAGCCCCCGAGGUCGCCGAGGACACCAGCGCCAAUGCCAAUAUGCUCGUCGAACAGGAGCAGGAAGCCGCCGGUCUCGCCACGCGCAGGUCUGAAUCGCUCGUCGACCCGGACGAGCCAUUAAUAUCGACAUCACGCGUUGCGCGGUCCAAUACCAGCACCAACUAUGGGGCGACGGCAGCGUCAGAUGGAGCGCAGGGAGCGAAGACGUCGGCGUUGGCUGAGGCUACCGGCGGCGCGGCACGUCCCAGCCCGAGCGUUCUGGCCAUGAAGCAAUUCGCACUCCGUCUAGGCUUGAACCCAAGCGCCAACGUCGGUCAGAACUUUGCUACUAACGCCGCUGACAAUUGGGCAUAUGGCACCCACAACGAGGUGACCUCGCUGGACCUGGUGAUGGAUAUCAUGACCGGCGCCCUCACCGCUGGUUUGCCAGUCGCCCAGAAUACGCAGGUGUUCAGGGGAGCUACGACCGCCGUCGGAACCUGGGCGAAAGGUUUCGGCACGCUCGGGCGGGUGGGCUUAGGCGCCGCGGGGGCGACCAUUUUGGCGACUGUGGGUGGCAUAGCACAGCUUGUUGACCAGUUUCUAUAUAAUUUUUAG
This is a messenger RNA of Colletotrichum scovillei, 6909 nucleotides long. Its product is annotated as RHS Repeat protein. Lineage: Eukaryota; Fungi; Ascomycota; Sordariomycetes; Glomerellales; Glomerellaceae. Gene Ontology annotation, molecular function: transferase activity. The coding region runs from base 1 to 6909 and encodes 2302 amino acids. The transcript has 2 exons. The record is from RefSeq and is a predicted model, not a curated record.